CUAGGGUGUUUUUCUUCUCUUUGCACUACUGUACUGCUAGCGGGCGGAGCGGCGCUUUCUUGAAAGCAGUUGGGAUGCUGUAAUCAGGUUUAGAUUGCAAGGGCAUAAGAAGAAUUAUUGGAGGCUACCCUCUUCCCUUGCCCCAUUAUGGAAGCCCCUCUUACUGGAAACUUGCCAAGCCUGAGUACAUUUUGGAAGCCCCUACCUGUUUGGGCUGGCCUUUGGGCUUAGGUUUCAGUUGGGGAAGGGUGACUAUGGAGAUCAGUGGCCUCCCGCUGGAGUUGUGGCGUCUGAUCUUGUCUUACUUGCGCCUCCCUGAUCUGGGCCGAUGCAGCUUGGUGUGCAGAGCUUGGUAUGAGCUCAUCCUCAGCCUGGACAACACCCGAUGGAGGCAACUGUGCUUGGGCUGUAUUGAAUGCCGGCAUCCGAACUGGCCCAACCAGCCAGAUGUUGAACCCUGGUCAUGGAGAGAAGCGUUCAAGCAACAUUAUUUAGCUUCAAAAACCUGGACCAAAAACAGCCAAGACCUCGAAUCCUCCAACUGCUUCUACUUGUUCAGGCGGAAGAGAGACAGGCGUGUUCUUUGUGUUGGGCCUGGCUGCGAGUUUGACAAUCUCAGGAGUGCCUUGCUGUCAGCCAGCAUUUAUGACAGAAUUGUGCUGUUGCCUGGAGUGUAUGAAGAGCAGAGUGAAAUCUUCCUAAAGGCACCUGUGGAAAUUAUGGGGAGGGGCAAGCUUGGUGAAGUGGCUCUCCUGGUGAGUUUUGACCAGCACUGUCCAACCAUGAGGUUAUGCAAUUUGGUAUUCAUGCCAGCCUGGUACACACCAAUUGUCUAUAAGACAACCUCGGGCCAUGUCCAGUUUGACAACUGCAACUUUGAGAGUGGUCAGCUACAGAUUCACGCCCCAGGAACGUGCCAGGUUAAGUUCUGCACUUUCAAUCAGUCCAGCAUCCAUUUCCACAAUGUGGCAGUCUCUCUGCUGGAAAACUGUGAGUUCGCUGGGAGUGAAAAUGCCUCUGUGACUGUAGAAGGUAGCCCAUCGUUGGACAGGAACUGGGCCUGCAAGCACUUGACUAUGCUGGCAAAAUCCCGCUCUGUUUUGCUACAUGCGUCAGAGGCUCCCCUUUGUGACAUAUCAAAGUUUGAGAACCGGGGACACCUACCAAUGAGGAACGUAAGGACCUGUGAAAUUGUGGUAGAUGGGGAUCCAAGUAACUUAUUUUCUGCUGCACACACUCAAGCAGUGCUGGAGAGAGGUGGUGAGAAGGAGAAUGAAGUCACUGGGAACCUUGUGACAGCACACAAAGAGGAGGCCUUGACUAUGGAUUCAGAUUCUAGUGACAGCGAACUGAGCUUGAGCAGCGAGGAGGAUGAAGACUCAAUGUACAAACUUCCAUACCAAGCUCAUAGUCUGAGCCACAUGCUGGCCAAGGUUAUUCACAGUAGGCCGCAAACCAAUGGGCUGACAGCCCUUCAGAGUGACUAUGAGCUAAAAACUCUGCAUCAAGAGAUGCAAAAGGACAAGGAGGCCCAGUCACUUGCCAACAAUAUGCAAGGAUGUCUCAUUCAGAAAUGCCUUUUCAGGGACGGAAAGGGAGGCGUCUUUGUCUGCUCUCAAGGGCAUGCCAGAGUGGAAGGGAGCAUCUUCAGGGACCUGACCUAUGCUGUGCGAUGCAUACAAAACAGUAAGAUUGUCAUGCAGAAGAAUGACAUUCACCACUGUAAGACCUCAGGGAUAUUUCUGCGCCUCGGUGCAGGAGGCUUGAUUGCUGAUAAUGAUGUUUAUUCCAAUUGUGAAGCUGGCAUGGAUAUUCGCAAAGGAGCCAACCCUCUGAUCCUGUGUAAUAGGAUCCACAGUGGCCUUCGCUCCGGCAUCGUUGUCCUUGGCAACGGAAAAGGCAUCAUCCGUAGCAAUCAAAUAUAUGGAAAUAAAGAGGCUGGCAUUUACAUUCUGUAUAAUGGCAACCCUCUGGUGAGUGGGAACCAUAUCUUCCAAGGUCUUGCUGCUGGCAUUGCUGUGAAUGAGAAUGGAAGAGGCCAAAUAACAGAAAAUGUCAUCCGAGAGAACCAAUGGGGAGGUGCCGAUAUCCGUCGUGGAGGUGACCCUAUCCUCAGAAGUAACCUGAUCUGUUGUGGGUAUUCAGACGGAGUGGUUGUUGGAGAGCGUGGGAAAGGACUCAUUGAAGGAAACACCAUUUAUGGUAACAAAGGCUGUGGUGUUUGGAUAAUGUCAUCGAGCUUCCCCCACAUCUCAAAUAAUCAAAUUGGGCACAAUAGCAUCUAUGGAGUUGCGGUGUUUUGCCGGAAGGAUGAUGCUAAUGACUAUCUUGCCAACCAAGGGGGCAAUGAGAACUUCAACGAUGAGGGGGAAGCUGCCAACUGGGAGAAUGACCUGGAGAGUGAGGAUGAGCGCUUGACUUCCCGAAGGUCCAUCAGUGUGGCUCUUGUGGAGUCAAACAACAUCAACCACAAUGGGGCUGCUGGUUUGUAUGUCAAGAGCAGCGAGGCCUUGAACAUAAUAGGAAAUGCCAUCCAUGCUAACCACGACUGUGGUGUUGCUGUGUUUCAAAGCUCCCAGCUCACACGAAUAGCAAACAACAGCAUCUCGUGCAACAGCCUUGAUGGAGUCCUUGUAGAAGCAGAGUGCAAAGUGGAACUACGCGGCAAUGGAAUCUAUGACAACAGCAGCUGCGGGGUUGCUUCCAAGGGCGAUGGUGUUGUGAUUGAGAAUGACAUUUUAGGAAAUCAGGGGGGCGGCCUCAGGUUGUUGCUCGCGGCUGACAUGAAGAUAACCAAAAACAGAAUCUACUGUUUUCGAGGUUAUGGAAUUGAGAUGCUUGACCAGACCAAGGCCCUGGUGCAAGACAACCUCAUUUUUCAAGGGAAGUCCAAAAAGACCAUUUUGCAGCAGGUAUCCAGCACUGAAGGUUGCAUCAUUCAGAACAACAAGCUCCUUGCUUUAAAAAAAAGGUCUGAUGUUGCCUGGACUCUGGAGAACCCUCCAGCACGACCUCACAUUGAAGGAUCCUCCCGGGGAGUGUCCACAGCUGGGAACAGUCAAAAAGUCACAAACAUGACAGCCAGGAUAGCAGCUAGAGUGGAUGGAGGCUGCCAUAACAACGGUAGCAUCUUUUGCACUAUUCUGUGAUUUUGCACUAUUCUGUGCAUUAUUUUCCUUGGCCUUUUCUUUGGCUCAGAGACCAGACUGGGAACAUUUCCUAUGAGUAUUCACUGCAGAAGCAAAUGGUUGCUUUUAUUUAAUCUAUUAGUGUGAAAUCCACCAAAUAGUGUGGAUGUAUAGGGGAAAUGUGGCUAUGGCUGGCUACGUCUCUUUCCACUUGGCUUUGCUCCACCCUCCAUUCCUUGGGACCCUUACCACUGCUGUCUCACCUGCACUCUUACCUUAGUGUUGUUCUUUCCCCUCCCGUCCUAUUUAGCUGUAGCCCAUCCUGGACAUGUUAGUAAGAGGAAAAGCAGUGCCUUUGUGACAUCAACAGCCAUUAGACCAAUCCUUACCCUUGUCUUAGAUUUCUUUGGCCCUUUUCUCAGAUAUGUUGAUUGCUCAGAAAUUGUUCUGAGUUGGGAAUGAGUAUUGGCCUAAUGGCUGCUGAUGGAACAAAGUGCCAUCCUUAAAGCAAUGGAAAUCAGUCCUAUUACCUUGUACAAUAUUUGCAGGUAAAAGGAGCAGUGAUGUGUGGAGGGCUUUUUUCCAGGUGAAAGGUUGGAAGCUCCUCAAACACAAUCUGUUACUUUUCCCUCCUUCUCAGCUUUUAGUAGUAUUUACCUUCUCGUACCAACAGAGUGGUUUAGAGGAGGGUGGUGAACUGACUGGCAGAGAUUUGUAAUAGGGGUGGAGUGUUGUAAAAGAUUUUAUCUCUCCUAAAAAUAUGCCACUUCUGACAACUAAGGUAUCAGGAGGGUACAUAACCACCAGCUAUUUAUUUAAUGUAUUUUUCUUGUUUAGACAUCGUAGCCCUCUUGAGACUAUACAUUAUAGUGCAUACAGGACUGUACUUGUGUACAUGUCUUUUUGGAGAUGACUCUGUGUGUGUUUAUUUAAAAGGUGGACCUGGGUACAGGUUCCCUCAAGUGCAGGGUACAGAUGAAAAGCAUAAUGUUGUGAAAGCGUUGAACAGAACAUCUGGAUACCUGUACACGCAGAGCUGUAUGUGUGUACACUGUACAGAGAUGGUACCUGUGUUGAACAUAACAUGUGAAUAGUACUGUUCGCUCUUAGCAGUUGCCAAAAAGCCAGUUGGUCUGGAUGCCAUAGUUAUGCUGAAGACCUAGCCAUAGUGGUCUCCCUGAUAACCAGCAAAGAAGUCUUGGAGUAGCUUAAAAUUAGCAUUUUUCUAAAAAUGGCAGUUGCAGGGGCGUAGAUAGACGAGAGGGGGCCCGUGUUCAUCCCUCUCUCUGGCGGUCCCCCAGAGUGAGGGAGACAAUGAAGAAAAUAGGGAGGGAUGGAGCUGGAGGACCUUCAGGAGCUGAAAGCCUGUGCUCUUUGAACCCUUUUGCUCAACUAUAGCUACACCCCUGGGCACUUGUUUUCUUGUGUGCUGAAAACUUAGCACAGUUUGUGGUAUAGAGUCUGGGACAUGGCAGACCAGUAAUACCAAGCAGACCUCCACAAGAGCUUCGUCCUGAAUUGGAGCAUGUUGACUACUUUGCUAGUAACUGGGUGAAUUUGCAACAAAAGAAUGUAGUGCAGCUUGUACACUGCAAAGGAUUUCUCAGAGGAAGGAAUAGCAUAUAAGGAUCCUGGCCCCCAGUGUCAAAAUAUGUUGGCGCUAGGCUAGCUUUUAGAAUACCCCACAAAAGACCAAGAAAAUGGAUUCUUGGGGAGCUGGCAGUCUCUUCCGUCUGGGGCUCCGCAGAACUAGCAGUGGCUUUAUGUAAGAGGAUCAAAUAGAGUGUGCAGUUAGGCUACAUAUUGUGCAUUUGAAAAUAUCCUAAUAUGGCUGCCUACAAGAGAAAACUGAUCCUUGUGUUUCUAUAGAAAAAGGUUUUGGAACUCCUAAAUAGCAGGUUGGCCACCUCUGUUGGACAGAUUCAGCCUGAUUUUGUAAGAAAGACCUUAUCUGUAUCUGAGACUUUAUAAGAAUACUUUUUAAAGUCAAGGCCUUUUGUGAAAUGGCCACCCCUCUGGUCAAUGUGGGGUUUAAGAUCUUUCUUCUUCUAAUUUUGUUCUUCAUGUGGUGGGCAAUGAAGCAACUGGUGAAGCAUUUCCCAUUACUGUGUCUUCAUGUCAGGACUUUCAUGCAAAAUCUGUUGAAUGUCUACCAUGCCAGUGUUAAAAGCAUAAAGACAGCAGGGGGAGGUGGGGGGAGGCUGCCCUGUGUGAGACCCAGGUCUGAAGCAGUUUGAUGGAAGCUGUGCGUGAUAAAGGGAAAGCCUCCUGUGUUGAUUAGAUGGUUUUGCUUUUUUCCAAAGCACAAACAAAAAAUGUCCUCAAUGUUUGUCUAACAGUGAAGACAAUAGAUUCCUACCUUGGUAACCGAUGCAGGAAUUCUGCUUAUAGCAUCCAUCCCCCAGAAAUAGCUCUCACAAAUGUGCCUCCACAAUACACAGCAUGCGUGUGAAUUCACACACACAGGCAUUUGGGUCUCCCUGGGUUGUCAGCAUUUAUUAUUAGCCUGUUCUUCUGCCUUUUGACUGCAGCUUGGUCUGAGGUAGGGUGUCACCUGAUUAAAUAAACCAUAAUCAAUUAGUCGUACAAACUUUAGUUGAUUUAAUUAAUUCUACAUAAACUUGCACAUGAGAGAAAUUCUAAAGAAGAGAGCAUGCAUUGUUCUUAGAUGAUGCCUGUAUGCGGUUUCAGGUGUCAUUUCAGGAGAGGCAUUUUCUCUUCUUGCUCGCACACAGGAAGGAAUACCUCUCCUAAGAUGGCUCUUUGCAUCUGGUGUUUUUGUUAGGUAUUGAAUAUUUUUUUAAAAAAAUCUACUGGCAGAUUAAUCAGAGUUCAUCAAAGUGUGUUUAAACCAUCAAUUAAACAUUGUUGCCCUUAUCUGUAGAUACUGGCAGGGGAUAAUACUCAUCUUCAUGACAUGGAGGUUUAUGCAGCAGAAGCAGCUGUUUAAAGCGAAAGGUGCAGGCCUGGCUCUUCUUUUGUGGUCUGUUGGCAACCCUAACCCUGAUCCAAGUCCACUAUAUUAUACUGGUUGCUUCUAGGGUGUUUGGAUAAGAGACUAUGAAAAGUUGUUCCAUAGCUCAAGGCAAAACUUCAUUUGAGUCUGGCUGCUGGCCUGUGCUACAGUCUGCAUGGCUUUGUAGAAAUUCCUUGCAGGCUAUUGCUGCAAUCCUGUGCACACUUACUUGACUGUUCAAUUGAAAUUAGUGGGAAUACUUCUGACUUAGUAUGCGUUGGAUUAGGCUCCAAGUUGUCAAAGGUAUUCUACAAUAGGAGUUGCAACUCAACUGAUGCUAGUUGUGCUUAUGUUUGUACUAUAUGUCACAUUUGCCCAGAAGAAAAUUCCACUAAGUUCAGUGGGGCUUAUGAUGAGGGAAGUGUGCCUAGGGUUGCAUCCAGAGUCCCAUGGAAACCAAUGUUAUAGAUUAGUCACAACUAACAUGACCUAGACUGGGGCCAUAGCCUUCCCACUUCUUUCACUGCAGGCAGCUACUACUAUUUUUAAAAGACUUAUAAAGUUUUUAACUCUGUGUUGGAUUAUAACCUGUUCCAUGGUACUAGGGUUGUUGUUUUUUUAAAAAUGAAUUUUAAAAAAAAUUGUGUAAAGUUUUAUUAAGGAAAACCUGUAUAUUACAAAAUAAAAGUGCUAUAUUUUAAACACUGA
Hemicordylus capensis (graceful crag lizard) is the source of this 6792-nucleotide messenger RNA. RefSeq names its product F-box protein 10 (gene FBXO10). The transcript is spliced from 12 exons. Gene Ontology annotation, molecular function: protein binding. NCBI's taxonomy places the organism in Eukaryota, Metazoa, Chordata, Lepidosauria, Squamata, Cordylidae. The record is from RefSeq and is a predicted model, not a curated record. Gene Ontology annotation, biological process: ubiquitin-dependent protein catabolic process; protein ubiquitination; regulation of apoptotic process. The coding region runs from base 255 to 3149 and encodes 964 amino acids.